Myotis daubentonii (Daubenton's bat) is the source of this 3061-nucleotide messenger RNA. It is a transcript of the gene FKBP9, whose product is annotated as FKBP prolyl isomerase 9. Lineage: Eukaryota; Metazoa; Chordata; Mammalia; Chiroptera; Vespertilionidae. The record is from RefSeq and is a predicted model, not a curated record. Gene Ontology annotation, cellular component: endoplasmic reticulum. Gene Ontology annotation, molecular function: calcium ion binding; peptidyl-prolyl cis-trans isomerase activity.
CCGGGGGCGGGGGCCGAGGCCGAGGGGGUGGCGGCUGCGGCCCGGGGAGGGCCGGCAUUCAUCUCCACGUUUGCAAACGCCGCUGCUCCCGGCCCGCCACGCGCGCUGCCCGAGCUCCGCGCGCCCCCGCCGUCUCCGCGCCCGACCCUCGCUCCUCUCCUCGCCGCCCCGAUGGCGUCCAGGGCCCGGAGCUGGCGACCCCCGCCGCCGCCGCUGCUCCUGCUGCUGCUCUGGGUGACCGGGCAGGCGGCGCCCGUGGCCGGCCUGGGCCUGGGCUCCGACGCGGAGCUGCAGAUCGAACGGCGCUUCGUGCCCGACGAGUGCCCGCGCACCGUGCGCAGCGGCGACUUCGUGCGCUACCACUACGUGGGGACCUUCCCCGACGGCCAGAAGUUCGACUCCAGCUACGACAGAGACUCCACUUUCAACGUGUUUGUGGGGAAAGGACAGCUGAUCGCAGGGAUGGACCAGGCUCUGGUCGGGAUGUGCGUGAACGAGAGGCGGUUUGUGAAGAUCCCCCCCAAGCUUGCUUAUGGCAGUGAAGGCGUUUCUGGUGUGAUCCCCCCAGACUCAGUGCUGCAUUUUGACGUUCUUCUGAUGGAUAUUUGGAAUUCGGAAGAUCAGGUUCAGGUUCACACUUACUUCAAGCCCCCGAGCUGCCCUCGGACCAUCCAGGUGUCCGAUUUCGUUAGGUACCACUACAACGGGACGUUCUUGGAUGGGACACUGUUCGAUUCCAGUCAUAAUCGCAUGAAAACAUAUGACACCUACGUGGGAAUUGGCUGGCUGAUUCCUGGGAUGGAUAAAGGGCUGCUGGGGAUGUGUGUGGGGGAAAAGCGCAUCAUCACCAUUCCUCCUUUUCUGGCCUACGGAGAGGAUGGAGACGGGAAGGACAUUCCUGGGCAGGCAUCGCUGGUGUUCGAUGUUGCCUUACUGGACCUGCACAACCCCAAGGAUGGCAUUUCCGUGGAGAACAAGGUGGUCCCUGAGAACUGCGAGCGCCGCAGCCAGAGCGGGGACUUCCUCAGGUACCACUACAACGGCACGCUGCUGGACGGCACCCUCUUUGACUCCAGCUACUCACGGAACCGCACCUUCGACACGUACAUCGGGCAGGGCUACGUGAUUGCUGGGAUGGAUGAAGGUCUACUGGGUGUUUGCAUCGGAGAGAAGCGGAGGAUCGUGGUCCCCCCUCACCUGGGGUACGGGGAGGAUGGGAGAGGGAAUAUCCCUGGCUCGGCCGUGCUGGUGUUUGACAUCCACGUGAUCGACUUCCACAACCCUUCGGACUCCAUCAGCGUCACGUCCCACUACAAGCCCCCCGACUGCUCGGUGCUGAGUAAGAAGGGGGAUUACCUCAAGUACCACUACAACGCCUCACUUCUGGAUGGGACCCUGCUGGACUCCACGUGGAAUUUAGGCAAAACGUAUAAUAUUGUCCUGGGGUCUGGACAAGUGGUGCUGGGAAUGGACAUGGGGCUCCGGGAGAUGUGCGUCGGGGAGAAGCGGACAGUGAUCAUCCCGCCACACCUGGGCUACGGGGAGGCUGGCGUGGAUGGAGAAGUGCCAGGCAGUGCCGUGCUGGUGUUUGACAUCGAGCUGCUGGAGCUGGUGGCCGGCUUGCCUGAGGGGUACAUGUUCAUAUGGAACGACGAGGUGUCAUCCAACCUCUUCGAAGAAAUCGACAAGGACGGCAACGGAGAAGUCCUCCUGGAAGAGUUCUCGGAGUACAUUCAUGCCCAGGUGGCAUCCGGCAAAGGGAAGCUCGCUCCCGGCUUUGAUGCUGAGAUGAUUGUGAAGAAUAUGUUCACCAACCAGGACCGCAACGCAGACGGCAAGGUCACGGCCGAGGAGUUCAAGCUCAAAGACCAGGAGGCCAAGCACGAUGAGCUCUGAGCCCGAGGAGCCCGUGUGUGACACCAAGCCCUGUGGCCGCGGAGCGUGCCGGGAGGGCGCCGGGCUCUCUCGGAAGGUGAAUUGUCAGCAAGUGCAGGUGGCCACACAUCAAGGCUGGGUCGAUACACACGUGAGAAUUUUAGGCCGAACGCCGGGGUGUUAGACUGAAUCGGUGCGAGGGGCCUUCGCCCGGGCUGUGUGGGAUACUGAAAAGGUGGCGCUGCCAACAUGUUCUGCGGGCCUUCCGGGUAGUUUUGUUAUUAAGGGAAAAUAGAGUCGUAUAGAAGUUAUUAUAACCAUCCUGCAGGGAACAGAAGAAAAAAAAUCCAGGAUAUCUGUGUAAAGAGGAUUAAGACAAAUUUUUUUUUAACUUGCUGGUGUUUUAUAAGCGUUGUCCAGACGGGCAGGAAAAGCGAAGGGCAUGCCCAGUGGGGUUCCCAGAAAGCCCCCGAAAGCUUCUCAGCGGCCUGUACAGUACCUUCUGGUUGGCCCAGCCUCCACCUCCUCCUCCUCCUCCACACACACACACACACACACACACACACACACACACACACACACACACACUUUUCUACUUAAUCGCCCCCUGCCCUUGUGGUCCUCCGAUUGGCUGGGUAGCUUGGAGGUGAAAAACGGGACCACACAAAAGGCAUGGAGGCCCACGGGUAGAGAACUUGUCUGCCACGCGAGAGCACCUGCUUCACCGUCUCAGCCCCGUCACUCUGCCCCGUCGAGCCCUGAGUCCUUUGAUCAGAUAGAUGCGUGCAGGGCCGGCGGCCAGGCCGAGCUGCAGAGCAUCUCCCUGUGGCCCAGGUGGCCAUGUUGUCCCAGCCGAUGAGCAUAAACAAGGGGACAGGCUGCUCCUCUGCCUCCUGGAGAGGGAGGGCCCCCGCUCUGCGUAACAAGGACCCUUCCCCCCGGGGCCCGUCCCCACGUUGUGCAGUGAACACCUUGCUGCCUUAUCUCCUCUGGUCCCCACCGGUGAUGGCACCGCCUCCCCUCCCUGAAGUGACCCGCGCUUUUCCUUCUGAAACAGCUUUCUGUUACUAAUUUAAACUGUUUUGUACUGAUGUAGCUCUGAGGUAGUCCAUGAAAACGCCAUGCGCUCAUUCAGUUGAAUGUUGGGAAACCCAUCUUUUCGUAUAUAAAACGUUGAAUUCUCUCA